AUGCCCGCCGUGACAAGAACGAUGAAGAAAUCUCGAGAAGACCAGGCUCCCGACUUUGUGUCUUUAAAGACGGUCGCACUCGUCGGCGAGACAAAGACGACGGCCCUCAAGCAAAAGGCCACCAACAUUACUCUCAUGAUUCCGUCUCGCAAGGUGCUGGCGAAGGCCAACGCCGACACCGGGAAGCCCGUUGCCUCGCCGAACAAGACCAGCCGGCUGCCUGUUUCGGUCCCCCGCGAACGCUCUAAUGGCCAACCGCGCCAGGUCGCCGAGGAACGUGUCACAGAAGCCCUCGCAGGCAAGGGCAAGAGGGGCUUGCGUGGCCCCAUUCGGAAACUCUCUGGGGCUCUCCUGAGGCGCACCAUCGACUUCUUUCACGACGACCCGGAUGCGCUCAAGGCCUGCAGCCUGGUGCACUCGACAUGGACGGGCCCUGCGCGGCGCCACCUGUUCGGGAGCCUCGUCUUCGGUGGCCGCCCCCGGUACGACACGCUCGCCGCCGCCCUCGGCCCUCUGCCCGUCCUUUCUGCGACAGCGACACACAGCAUCCGGCAGCUGGUGCUGAACUUUGGUGACGCAACGCACGUGCCGCGGCUGGACGUCUUUGACCUCGCGCGCGGCCUGGCUCUGCUUCCGAAUCUCGACGACCUUGUCCUCGCGGGCCUCACUCUUUGGGUCGGCCCGUCGCUCGGGGCGCCUCCGGGCGCUCUGCGCCGCAUCGAGCAGCUCGUGCUCGAUAACAUGACGCUCGACCCGCGCGAGCUGCUGCAGCUCCUGGCCGUCGUGGCGCCGCGCAGCGGGCUCAGUCUCGGGCACCACGUCAGGCUGCGGAGUAAGUUCUGGGUGGACGACGUCCCGCCCGCGGCGUUGCGGCGGCUCGAGAAUGUGGCGUGGAGGGAGCUCGCGAUGGGCUUCUACGAGGGCGGCAAGUACGAUAUGGUCAU
Phanerochaete carnosa HHB-10118-sp is the source of this 944-nucleotide messenger RNA. RefSeq lists its product as uncharacterized. The annotation marks the transcript as partial. The record is from RefSeq and is a predicted model, not a curated record. Lineage: Eukaryota; Fungi; Basidiomycota; Agaricomycetes; Polyporales; Phanerochaetaceae. The transcript has a single exon.